AUGCCAAACUCCGGAGGAAAUAUUGAAAUUAAGACCUCUGUUAAGUUGCAGAAAGCUGAUGGUUUGGUUAUGAGUGUACAAUUGUACGGACUCUAUAUGCACGAGUUGGGACAUGUCAUUGGCUUGGACCACGAACACAUUAGAGCUGAUAGGGACAGUUUCGUUGAUGUUAGUUUGGAAGGUGUUCCAAAAGAUUACUGGGGUUUCUACGCAAGGAAGGACAGGGCAGAACUGAGCACCUACGGCACACCCUACGAUCUCCAAUCAGUUAUGCAUUACGGACCUGGGCGUUUUCUGCUUUACCAGUCCUUCUCAAUUCAUGCCAAUAAGUCGCCACUUACCGUGAGGGAUCCAGCCGUUCGGCAUAUUUUGAGGGAGGUCUAUACAAAGGACAUUUCGUUCUGGGAUGCCAAAGCCAUAAAUCAACAUUAUGAAUGUGCCAUUUUCUCGAAAAGGCGUUGUACUGAUCUCCUGAGCAUAGCUGAAUGUACAACAUUAGAAAACCAACUGGAAUGCUACAGAAACGCCAGCUACAUGGCCGUCAAGUGCCGUAACACGUGCGGUUUCUGUUACAAGGAAUCCUUUGCGCAAAUUCAGAAACAGAAACGAAAUUGCGAUGAUUUUCACGUCAACUGCCCUCUCUGGCAGAAAGGAGACCAGUGCACAAAAAACGCCAAAUACAUGCGGCUCAUGUGUGCCAAGAGCUGCCACCUCUGCGGUGGUUCGACGGAACAGACCACAAUCGAUCCAGCAGCCUGCAGAGACACUUACCUUUACCCGGAUGAUUGCAAGGAUUGGGCGGCAAGGGCUGGAUCGCCAGACGUCGUUAAGACUACAUCAGCCGCUAAGGUCCAGUCAAGAGCGUACCUGAAUCCUAAUGUCCUGCACAAACAGCCCGUGAUCGCUCGUCCCUUGCCUUCGGUCGGCGUCUGUGCAAAAGGCGAUCCGGCUCGCAUUUGCCCCUUGCAUUACAGGGCCUGCACUACAGUAGAAAUAUUCAGGCGAUGCCCAAACAUCUGCGGAAACUGUGGUAAGUUGACCAAAAUCGACUCAUUCUUUAUCCGCGUGUAG
Messenger RNA from Dibothriocephalus latus, 1071 nucleotides. Lineage: Eukaryota; Metazoa; Platyhelminthes; Cestoda; Diphyllobothriidea; Diphyllobothriidae. The record is from the annotation of a GenBank genome assembly.